CAGGUGCGGUGCGGCUAGCGUUGUUUGUGGCGGCGGUAGGCGUAGCAGUAGGAGAUAUGAAGCGGCGAAAAAUUCACAAAUCGACAGCAAGCCGGGGGCUCAGAUCCGGCGUGCAAUCCCCAAAAAAUCCAGGGAAGAGAGCAGCGAGUCGGAGCGGCGCCUCCUCCUCCGAUGGCCCCCGCUUCGGCAGAUUCACCUGUUACCACGGGGAGGAGGAGAAGCGAUGGCACCCUCCGGCCAACGAAAUCCUCCGGUCCAUACAGAAGCUGUACGACGAGGCGGCGCGGCGGCUGCCCUUGGACGAGAUCCCGGAGCUCGUCGACUGCCUCGGCGAGGUCGGACACUGCUUCGGCCUCGCCGACCCCGUCAGCAACAUCAUCCUCAACGCCAUCGCCCACCUCUCCGGAUCACCGCCCCUCCAACUCCAAGACCACCCACCGCCGCUCCCCCGGAAGAGGACCCGCAGGAGCUACAGCGAGUGGUGGGGGUUCAUCUCAUCCACCUCUCUCAACGGCCUCAUCGCCUUCAUGAAGGUCUAUUUCCGCUACCUCACCGGCGACCAGGCCAGGCGCUACCUCUACCUCGCCUCCUACGACCUCCUCCUCGCCAUCAAGUUGGUCCACCAUGACCGCCAUCUCCCACUCCCGCCAUCCCCCCUCCUCCCCGACGGUGGCAAGAUGAAGAACGCCCUCCGGAUCGCCGCGCUCAAAGCAGGCCACCCCGCGCCCGACGACCUGGCGCGCACCAUGACCGCGCAGUACCCCUCUCAUCUACUCUCCCCUAUCGUCCACAAGCUUCAGGGGUCGGACCUGCUCACCACCCAUGACGUCCAGUCCAUCAAGGACCUGCUCCUCAACGCAUUCCAAUGGCCCCCGCCCAACAUGGACUUCUUGUGCUGCCCAAAUGGUGAGUCUUGUGCUCAAGCCGCCCCCGACCGUUUUGCUGGAAUCUCACCAAAUCAUGUUCAAUUUCAGAAACUCCUAUACAUCUCGGAUCUUACGAUAGAUAGCGCAGCCAUAGAGACAAAGCUAUCAAAAUGCGUAGCGAAAGUGCUUGGUGGUUGUGAAGAACAUGGACAUGUGAACUAUGAUGCCUCCCCGCCAUGUGAGCACAUAUUGUCCCUGAACAUGUGCCUCCUCGACACCAUCCAUUGCUUCUACAUCAGGGCACUUGCCGUGCUGCCCCUGCCCGUAUCAGAUGACUCCAUGCGCCGCGGACGCCUCCUCCGCGCAAUCCUCAUGUCUGGACAAUGCUUCGGCCCCUUGGAUCCCGUAUCAAACAUCAUCAUCAACACCCUCUGGUACGACGCCGCAUACCCUCCCCUGUAUCCAAAGGAUGGCGGUGGCGGCGAUUGUGAGGUUGAGUUGCCGCAGGAUAUCUCUGACACCCAAGCCAUGUCUCGCAUUGCAUCCCGUUCCCUCAACGGCCUUGUCGCCCUACUCCGUGCCAUCACCACCACCACCACUGGCUGCUCGCUCUCCAAGCAUGAGGCCGUGGAGUACCUUUGGUCCAGGCAGUGUGACCUCACUGACAAGCUACAGCAGACGGUGAUGACGAACAAGAACCCCUACUCUGCUGCAGCCAAGGCUUCAGAGCACCCGCAGCACACCAUGCUUGGGUCAUUCCUCAUGUCCCUCUGCGGCGAGAAGCUUGAUCGCCUGCAGCACUUGCUGAGAUCCAUUAGUGAUGGCUCCGGCUGUGUAAUCUCCAACGCUGAUUGGGAGCAGCUUAACGCAAUGAUCCAAGAGCAGCUAACCACGAUGAUUGGCAGAAAAAGACUGCCUCCAUUUGAUACACAAGCUUUAGCAGCAUUAUCGAGGAGAAGGUCAGACUAUGUGAACCGGCAAAGGUUUGUUCGCAGCAAGCUGGAAGAAUUGCUAGUCACAUACUCCAGACAGCAUCCUUGGGAACCAAGAUAUAAGCUUGACCUCAUAUGUGGAGUGGAGGAACCUCAAUCCCACUACUGGAGAUGCUACCAUGCUAACUUCUUGGCAAGCACCCAUGGCACUGUGCUCAAACUAAAUCGUGAGGCAACCACAACACCAAACCCUAAGCGCACACUCUUCUUUGCUCAAUUCUGGGACUCACAACCUGGUCGAUUUAAUGAAUCAAACUCGAAGCCCAUCUGCUGCCCUGUUCAAGAUAGCACAUGUUUUGGUCUUUGCACCACUUGUGAGGGCAAUGCAAGUACAAUUUUGCACCCACCAUCUGGAUAUCUUUUUGAGGAUGAUGUUGAUGACGCCAUUGAAGUUUAUGAUGUUAAUGCUGCUAUUGAUGUGUUUGGUUCUGCUUCGUGCAGUCUUAGUAAAGAUAAAGAUAAAGGCCUGCUAGAGUCAGAUUUCAUAUAUUUUGAUCAUGGAAGGAAUGCAAAUCUUACAAAGAUUCUGAAUGACGACUCUAUUUUAUGAUGAAGACAAUGGUGAUGAUAUAGCUCUGCUGUUAGAUUUGGAGGGGAUUUAUUGACAUAUAUUGAGGUGUGGAAUUAUUUAUCCUCGAACCCCUCCAAUCCCUCUGAACAAGGCUUAAUAUGGAUGAGGAGGGGAUCAUUAUUCAGGUUACAAGUUUGUCUAGUCAUUGUAAUAACAGAAGAAUCUAUAUUUGCUUUUGGACAAUGAGUCGCAACACUGUAUAUUUGUAUAUUUGCUGUAACUAGCAAUGGGGCCGUGCUUUACUACGGAAAUUACAGUAACCCAUACAGAAAAACUGUAUCCCGUCGGAGGGACAAUGUAGAGUGUUCACGCCGCCAAAAUUGAAAGUUUGGUUGAAAUUAGAACAA
Messenger RNA from Oryza sativa Japonica Group (Japanese rice), 2776 nucleotides. RefSeq lists its product as uncharacterized. Lineage: Eukaryota; Viridiplantae; Streptophyta; Magnoliopsida; Poales; Poaceae. The record is from RefSeq and is a predicted model, not a curated record.